This is a messenger RNA of Nothoprocta perdicaria, 2081 nucleotides long. It is a transcript of the gene SETD4, whose product is annotated as SET domain containing 4. The transcript is spliced from 11 exons. The record is from RefSeq and is a predicted model, not a curated record. Lineage: Eukaryota; Metazoa; Chordata; Aves; Tinamiformes; Tinamidae. The coding region runs from base 108 to 1427 and encodes 439 amino acids. Gene Ontology annotation, biological process: peptidyl-lysine trimethylation; peptidyl-lysine monomethylation; positive regulation of transcription by RNA polymerase II. Gene Ontology annotation, molecular function: transcription coactivator activity; protein binding; histone H3K36 methyltransferase activity.
GGACCGAGGCUCGGUUUCUUAGCAGGGACCGCCGUUCCGGCUUCCUUCGAUCGGAUCGCCUUGUUUUGGGGAGGAAGUUUGUCUAAAUAAGGCAGAACUUGCAUACUAUGAAGAAAAGCAGAGGUCGGACAGGUCGAAAGAGAAGAAGGAAACGCUUGCGGAGUUUUAUGAAUGGAGUGAACAGUAGUCACAAGCUUGAAUACAUAACACUAAAGAAAUGGCUGAAAGACAGAGGAUUUGAGGAUGGUAAUUUAAGGCCCGCAGAGUUCCUGGACACAGGAAGAGGACUGAUGACAACAAAAGCCCUUCAGGCAGGGGAACUGRUUAUCUCAUUGCCUGAAAAAUGCUUACUCACUACAGCUACGGUCCUUAGUAGCUCCUUAGGAGAAUAUAUUACAAAAUGGAAGCCUCCUGUAUCUCCUUUGCUUGCACUGUGUACAUUUUUAAUAGCAGAGAAGCAUGCUGGUGAUAAAUCUCUGUGGAAGCCGUAUCUUGAUGUUUUGCCCAAGACAUACACUUGUCCUGUUUGUAUGGAGCAAGAAGUAGUCAGCCUUCUUCCAGAACCUUUAAGAAAAAAGGCUCAGGAGCAGAGAGCCAUGGUCCAUGAGUUGUAUGAGUAUUCCAAAGCUUUUUUCUCUUCCCUGAAGCCACUGUUUGCUGAGAACCUAGAGGCUGUUUUUAACUACAGUGCCCUGGAGUGGGCUUGGUGCACUGUCAAUACCAGAACAGUAUACAUGAAACAUUUACAGAGGGAAUGUUUCUCUCUUGAGCCAGAUGUUUAUGCUUUGGCACCAUAUUUAGAUCUACUAAACCACAGCUCAAAUGUUCAGGUAAAAGCUGCAUUUAAUSAACAAACCAGGAGCUAUGAAAUUAGGACAAAUACACAGUGCAAGAAAUAUGAAGAAGUGUUUAUCUGCUAUGGACCUCAUGAUAACCAGCGACUCCUCCUAGAAUAUGGAUUUAUUACUAUUGAUAACCCACACAGCAGUGUUUAUGUGUCAUCAGAUACUCUUCUUAGAUAUCUUCCACCACUGGAUAACCAGAGAAAUGCAAAACUUUCCAUUCUAAAGAAUCAUGAUUUUUUAGAAAACUUGACCUUUGGUUGGGAUGGACCGUCUUGGAGACUCCUGACAGCCCUCAAGUUACUAAAUCUACGAGAAGAUGAAUUCACUUGCUGGAAGAGAGCACUGCUUGGUGAUGUAAUUUCAGCCACAAAUGAAGAGCAGACUUUGAAUGUAGCAGAAAAAAUAUGUUGUUUUUUAAUAGAGGAGACGCAGCAGGUCCUUCUCCAGAUUUCCCAUUUGAAAAGCGACAAAGAAAACCUAAAAGACCACCUGGCUCUGGUAGAAGCUCUACACUUGGAAGAUCUGAAGAUUCUACAAAAAUCAGCAGAGAUUCUGUGCAACUUGAGAAAGGCAACAACUUGACCCAUCUGGAAUUGUGGUUGCGAUCCAGUCAGCUGCAGCUUUUGCCAUGGACCUGUUUGGCUCAACUGCUUUUAAUGAAUUUGAGCAGCAAAGACUAAUGUUGAAUGUCACCAUAAUGUGCUCAGUUUUGUUUACAGAUCUCAUAGGAUAUGGUGUYUUACUCUGUUUUUUGCUGAACUUCUCCAGUAACACAAAAGGUUAACCUGAAGGAUAGGGAGGAGGAGAGGGUGCCUUUCUGUGCAUGUCAUCAUGGCUGCUGUAAGCAAAACAGCUCYUGGCAUAGUUUGUGCUGGAAGUACUGCAGUUUACAGUGCUCAGUGGUCUACAGCAUGGAUCAUGAAGUCAAUUAGAGACUCUUUAGUGUGUAUCUGAUCUCUGGCACGUGUUAGAGGGAAGAGGGUAGAUUCCUGUACUGCCCUUAUCUGUCCUGUUACUUAUAUCUGCCCUGCACUGAUCCUGUACCUUUUCUUUCCUGGCAUGUGUAGGUGUCUCUGAGUUUUAGGGGUUUACGUAGUGUCUAUUCAUUGCUGUAGCAGUAGAUGUGGACUAAAGCACAGAUUGCUGUCAGUCCUGUUGUGACCCCAAGACAUUCCCUUCUCAGUGUCAUCCCAAGUGUUUCUUGAAGAGGCUGUUAUUGAAAGUUUAAGCUUGAAA